This is a messenger RNA of Pygoscelis adeliae (Adelie penguin), 2035 nucleotides long. RefSeq names its product UDP-Gal:betaGlcNAc beta 1,3-galactosyltransferase, polypeptide 1 (gene B3GALT1). Gene Ontology annotation, cellular component: membrane. The record is from RefSeq and is a predicted model, not a curated record. NCBI's taxonomy places the organism in Eukaryota, Metazoa, Chordata, Aves, Sphenisciformes, Spheniscidae. The transcript is spliced from 2 exons. Gene Ontology annotation, molecular function: N-acetyl-beta-D-glucosaminide beta-(1,3)-galactosyltransferase activity. The coding region runs from base 263 to 1243 and encodes 326 amino acids.
AUGGAGCCUACUCGGGCGCUGAUCUUUACAUGGAAAUAACAGAAAAUUCCAAGAAAUGGAAGUCGCUGCUAGUAAAAGAAGAAAAGCUGAGUAUCAUCAGGGUUAAUAGCUCCUAUUUGAGAUCCAUGAAUGAUUACAGAGUUACUUUUCUAUAUCGAACUUUCAAGUUUCAUUAAUAAUAUGCUGCCUCUCUGGGACAUAGGUGUGCUCAUGGUACGAAGGCUAUUUAUUCAUCAUACAGAAUAGAAGAGCUAGAGGAACAAUGGCUUCAAAGGUCUCAUGCUUAUAUGUUUUGACAGUAGUUUGUUGGGCAAGCGCUCUUUGGUACUUAAGUAUAACUCGCCCUACUUCUUCCUACACUGGCCACAGACAGCUCAGUAGCAUAUCAAUAGCCAGAAAAAAUGUUUCCUUUGGCAACAUAAGAACUCGACCUAUAAAUCCACAUUCCUUUGACUUUCUUAUCAACGAACCCAACAAAUGUGAGAAGAGUGUCCCUUUCUUGGUCAUUCUUAUCAGCACAACUCACAAAGAGUUUGAUGCAAGGCAAGCCAUUCGAGAAACGUGGGGAGACGAAAACAACUUUAAAGGAAUUAAAAUCGCCACGCUAUUUCUUCUCGGAAAAAACGCAGAUCCUGUGUUAAAUCAAAUGGUAGAGCAAGAAAGCCAAAUUUUUCAUGACAUUAUUGUGGAGGAUUUUAUCGACUCUUAUCAUAACCUCACUCUGAAAACGUUGAUGGGGAUGAGGUGGGUAGCAACGUUUUGUUCAAAAGCAAAGUACGUUAUGAAGACAGACAGUGAUAUUUUUGUAAACAUGGAUAAUCUUAUUUAUAAGCUGCUCAAACCUAACACCAAGCCAAGGAGAAGGUACUUCACAGGUUACGUUAUAAACGGAGGACCAAUAAGAGAUGUUCGCAGUAAGUGGUACAUGCCAAGAGAUUUGUAUCCUGACAGCAAUUAUCCACCCUUCUGUUCAGGCACCGGCUACAUAUUUUCAGCUGACGUAGCAGAACUGAUUUACAAAACCUCCCUUCAUACCAGACUUCUUCAUCUUGAAGAUGUGUAUGUUGGACUCUGUCUUCGGAAGCUGGGCAUUCACCCCUUCCAAAACAGUGGCUUCAAUCACUGGAAAAUGGCUUACAGCUUGUGCAGGUACCGCAGGGUGAUCACAGUGCACCAGAUAACACCGGAAGAAAUGCACAGAAUUUGGAAUGACAUGUCCAGCAAGAAACAUCUUAGAUGUUAAGAUUUUUACAGAUGUAAAUACCUUUUUUUUUUUAAAUUUUGUUUAGCGUGGUUAUUUUUUGACAAAGCGAUCUGCUGAUUUACAGGUUAAACUGUGGGAUAUUAACUGAGAGGACUUUUAAUGACUGAUUUUUCAUUCUCAUUUUGACUACUGGUUUACAGACUUCAGGCUCUUUUCAUAAGGACAUUACACCAACUGAAAGCAUCGAGUCAAACCUCAGAUUUUUUUAUAUUAUCCUCUAUCACACAUAUCAGCUCCUGCAUCUGUGUGUAAAAGGACAGUAAUAAACUAUCAUGAGCUGCUUAACAGUUUAUGCCCCGGCCUCUGAGAUAAGACUCAGACCCUAAGAAAUGAAGAACUACAAAUAUACUUUUAUUCCUUUUUUGACACCCUACAACCAUCUUUAUUUAGAGCUUUGUUAAUAAAUUGAACGGUACACAUUUGCACUGACCUUAUACACCUAUCUUGACAUGUAUAUUUUAUAGUACAAUGUGUGCAAUUCCCAAACAGCUUACUGAUGGUAUAAUAGCAGAAUUUAGACAGGUAAGAACAUCAAAGUCUCAUAGGCCUUAGAAACAAACCCAUACACUGAAGUAUAUUUUUAUUGACCAAAUGGUAUUCCUUUAAAUUAUUUCAGAAGAUAUGCCAUUUCUUUCCACUGCCUAAAGUAGCCCCUAAAAGAUCUAAUACAAUUUUAAAAUGAAGUAGAAUCUGUAGGUGAAAUAAGACAGGAGAUGUAUGAAAAACUAUCUUAAAAAUACAUGAUAAAAGUAUGAAUAUCUUUUAAGUUCA